UUUUUGAGACAAAGGAUGCUCCCAAGGCUCGUUCGGAUUGUAUAUGUCCUGUCUUUCUGGGUUUUCCAGGGAGGAUUUAUCAGAUUGUUUUCGUGUUUGAAGGAGAUAAAGCCACCCAGCAGGCCCGGUCCGCAGAUGUCUCCCUCAGACUUCCUGGACAAGCUCAUGGGGAGAACUUCAGGAUAUGAUGCCCGAAUCAGACCCAAUUUCAAAGGCCCACCAGUGAAUGUCACCUGCAACAUAUUCAUCAACAGCUUCGGCUCCAUCACGGAAACUACAAUGGACUACAGACUCAAUGUAUUCCUACGACAGAAGUGGAACGACCCUCGGCUGGCCUACCGUGAAUACCCAGACGACUCCCUGGAUUUGGACCCCUCUAUGCUGGACUCAAUCUGGAAACCCGAUCUUUUCUUCGCUAAUGAGAAAGGGGCUAAUUUCCAUGAGGUCACCACCGAUAACAAGCUGCUACGGAUCUUCCAAGAUGGCAGUGUCCUUUACAGCAUCAGGCUCACUCUUACCCUGUCCUGUCCUAUGGACCUGAAAAACUUCCCCAUGGACAUUCAGACCUGUACUAUGCAGCUGGAGAGCUUUGGCUACACCAUGAAUGACCUGAUCUUCGAGUGGCUGUCAGAAAACCCAGUUCAGGUGGCAGACGACCUCACUCUCCCACAGUUUGUGCUCAAAGAGGAGAAGGACUUAGGCUACUGCACUAAGCACUAUAAUACUGGUAAAUUCACUUGCAUUGAGGUGAAGUUUCAUCUGGAGCGUCAGAUGGGAUACUACCUGAUCCAGAUGUACAUCCCCUCCCUGCUCAUAGUCAUCCUCUCCUGGGUCUCCUUCUGGAUCAACAUGGACGCUGCGCCUGCCCGAGUGGGACUCGGCAUCACCACUGUCCUCACCAUGACAACCCAGAGCUCGGGCUCCAGAGCAUCACUGCCCAAGGUGUCCUAUGUGAAAGCUAUUGACAUCUGGAUGGCCGUGUGCCUCCUGUUUGUGUUCGCCGCCCUGCUGGAGUAUGCCGCCGUCAACUUCGUCUCGAGGCAACACAAGGAGUUCAUCAGGCUCAGGAAAAAGCAGCGCCAGCAAAGAAUAGAAGAGGAGCUGGUGAGGGAGAGCCGUGGUUUUUACUUCCGGGGUUACGGCCUGGGUCACUGCCUGCAGACUAAAGAGGGCACUCCGGUUGAGGGGUCCACUGUGUUCUCCCCUCCCCCGCCCCCUCCUCCGGUCACCAUGUGCGACGGGGAGAUGCUCCACAAGAGGUUUGUGGAUCGGGCCAAGCGUAUCGACACCAUCUCCAGAGCGGUGUUCCCAUUGAGCUUCCUUAUGUUCAAUAUCUUCUACUGGAUCACUUACAAAGUGCUGCGACACGAGGAUAUCCAUGCAAUCUUGUAA
Messenger RNA from Boleophthalmus pectinirostris (great blue-spotted mudskipper), 1392 nucleotides. RefSeq names its product glycine receptor, alpha 4a (gene glra4a). Lineage: Eukaryota; Metazoa; Chordata; Actinopteri; Gobiiformes; Gobiidae. The record is from RefSeq and is a predicted model, not a curated record. Gene Ontology annotation, cellular component: neuron projection; plasma membrane; synapse. The transcript has 10 exons. Gene Ontology annotation, biological process: chloride transmembrane transport; regulation of membrane potential; chemical synaptic transmission. Gene Ontology annotation, molecular function: glycine binding; transmitter-gated monoatomic ion channel activity; chloride channel activity. The coding region runs from base 16 to 1392 and encodes 458 amino acids.